AUGACGGUGGAAUGCGUGGCCGUGGACGAGCUCGCCGACGAGCUCUCCUGGACAGUGGAUGAGGACGGCGACUACACGAUCAUUAUCGACAAUAUCUCGAACGCAAAUAAGGAGUUCAAGCACACCAUCACGAUCGAUCCUCCCACCGCGACCGCUCGCAUCCGCCCCUUGCUUUGCACCGGGCAAUACGAGGAUGCGAGCGGUCGCGAUAGGAGAACGAACGGCGACCUCAUCAAGCGAUCCGAAACGGUGGCGAGCUCGACACCCAUCACAAAGGAGCCAUUUAUCAUGGCACUGAAACAGAGUUCACAUCUGGCGCGCGCGACACUCAUCGCCACGGCCAUGGCGAGCUUCGUCGUUUCUCCCAACACCGCGCUGGCCUAUCGCUUCGAUGCGGAGAUCUGCGCGCCGUUGACCAAGCACAUCCCACGUGGUCCCAACGUGAUGAUGUACGUGGACACCUCCGCCUCGAUGCUGGAGCCUGCCACGGAGAACCCGAUAAGCAAUGACGAGAACCCGUCGACGACAGGGACCUACGAUCAAGGCCUCGAGGUCAUCUCGGCCAACGAUCCGAACAACCCCCAGAACCGACCAGGGCUCUCGCUCUCGCUCCAGGUCUCGGUGCCUCCCUACGCCUGGGUCGCCAACCACACCAGAGACACCGUCUCCAAGUUCCACACCGAGAACUUCACCGAGGAUGGCCGCUACUGGGUGGGUGAUAACCCGAGCCGCACCGUGGUCGAUGCCGAUGGUAACCUCUGGGUGGGGACGCGAAGCUCGACCGAGCUGACCAAGAUCCUCUGGGACAGGGACAACUGCCCUGAUCGCAACAACAACGGGACCAUCGACAGCUCCUACAGAUCUGGAAACAACGUCAUCCAGGUCAACAGCUCGGGCAACGUGUUCGCCGACGAGUGCGUCCUCUACCACGCUCGCCCGACCAACAACUACAGCAACAUCCGCGGCCUCGCGCCUGACGCGAACGGUCAGGUCUGGGUCGGCUACAGCUCCGGCAACGGCGCCGUCCAGUCGAUCGACACCUCGACCUUCGCGCUCUCGCCGACCUACGACUCCAGCGGCCAGAUGCGCGUCUUCCACCGCGCGGGGACCAGCAGCGGUCAGAUGAAUGACCUCGGCAUGCAGAACGCCGUCGGCUGCCCCGCCUAUGGGCUCGUGGUCGACUCCAAGUCGCAGCUCUACAUGUCGAACACGUGCCGCAACCGCCUGCCGAUGUUCGACAUCACCACCAAGACGUGGAAGGAGAUCUACUUCACCCCGGACAUGAGCUCGGGCUACGGGAUCACCACCGACUCCAACGACCGCAUCUGGCUUGGCGGAUGGCCUGGCGCCACGGGCGUUCGCAUGUUCGACCCGAACACGCGCCGCGUCUACUACUACCCGAACGACACCUACGGUCGCGUGACGGGCGUCGCCGUCGAACCCGGCACGGGCGACGUGUGGGCUUCCUUCUACUCCACAGGUUGGACAGGACGUCUGGCGGUCAACGAGAGCAACCUGAACCAGAACAACUGGACGAUGAUCCCGACGACCAAGACCUCGUAUAACGGCGGCAACAUCUCGGGCGUGGGCAACGACUUGCGCGGCGUCGGCUUUGACAGCUACGGGAACGCCUGGACCAUGGGGAUCGGCUCGGAUCGCAUCUGGAAGCUCGACCCCAACACCAACCGCCGCGCCUCAGAUCUCCCCUACGGCAAGUCGCUCGGUAACGGCACGCACUACACCUACUCCGACUUCCUGGGAACCCAGGCCGCGUCCUUCACCGCACCGAGCGGUCGCUGGACCAAGAUCUAUGACCUCGACGGCGCGCGCAUCGACGCGGUCGUCCUCGAGGCGCACACCCCUGCGGGCACGAGCGUUGGCGUGCGCUUUAGAGCGCUCGCCGACGACGGCUCGCCGACCACCGGCUGGUUCCCCACCGAGACCAACGGCGUGGCAAACUUCUACCCCUAUACCAGCGGGUCGAACCAAACCAACUUCCCGAUCCCGCAGUCCAACGAUAACCCGUUCGUCGCGCAAAAGUUCGAGGUCGAUGUCCGCCUGAGCACCGGCGACAAGGGCAUCCGCCCGAUCCUCUACAGCGUCGGCUUCCGCGGCAGCCAAUCGGACUCUUCCUGGGAGCGCGCGCAGAAUAUCGCCACUGGCCUCUCCAACAGCUCGACCGUCCCCGGCAGCUGCACCGAGGAUGAUGGCUCUGGCUGCGACAAGCUCCAGAUGGGGCUCGCCACCUUUGACAAUAACGUCGACGUCGCGACGCUCCCUGGCGAGAACACCAACGUUCAAAUCGGUAACGAGAUCAACGCCACCGCGCCCAAGGGGCUCACCGGCAUCGAUGACGUGAUCGAGGAGCUGCGCACGACCAACUCGCUCAAGGCCACAGAUCGCGACAACCUCGCCAUCCUUAUCACGGACGGUAAGGCCAACACCGAGACCGAAGUCGUCAACGCCAUCAACGGCAUCUGCGAGGCGCGCACGCGCACCAACGCCCCUGGCGUCACGACCUACGUCAUCGGCCUCGGACCAAACUCCGACGACAAGAUGACGAGCCUCUUCGCCGCAGCCGGUGGAACAGGCGCGUGUACGCUAAACGGGAACGCGUUCGAUCCGUGCAACGCAUCGAACCUCGAUCAAUACCUGAGCACCUCGGGCACCGCCCCCUACACCCAGGUGGGGGUCACGCCCAACACCAUCGAUUGCGCUGGCGCCUACGACUACAACGGCGUCACCGCGCUCAAGCUGCGAUUGCUCCAGCAGUCGGACGAGCAGUCGUGCCUCUUCGAACUCGAUGUGCCCGAUGACCCCGACAUGUACAACCAGCCAAACUACCCUCAGAUCGGUGGUCUACCUGACCCUGAAGCCACGCAAGUGAUCAUGAAUCACAUCAACUGGCGCAUCCUGCAGCUCCCUUACUGCGAUCCCGCUCAGGGAGACAUGGACUGCGGCCUGGAGGCAGAGAUGCUGUCGAAGGGAAGCAUCGCAGCAGCGACCGCGACUCAGUUCAAGGAUGAGGGCUGGCACUGGGCCAACGCCGAGCGCUCCGUCGCGACGCUCACACCUCAACUCUGCAAGGAGAUCAUCAGACGCAACGUCAAGAACGUCACCACUCAGGUCUCCUGUCAGUGCAAGCGCACCGGCGAGGAGUGUGACACGGGUCAGGUCGGCCGCUGCGGCCCUGGCUACUUCGAGUGCAACUACGACACCCAGCAGGACGAGUGCAAAUCCGAACAGCUCGCCAUGCCGGAGGUCUGUAACGGCAUCGACGAUGACUGUGAUGGCGUCAUCGAUGACCUCUCCAACGAGGAUCCUCGCGAUUGGAAGAACCUCACCCAGGCCAACCCCGAGUUCAUCGGCUUGACCUGCGAGUUCACCGACGCAUGCCGCUGCGACGGCGACCCUCGCGCUGUCAUCGACACUGACGAUGUGGACGUGUUCAUCGAGCAGAGCUGGGAGAACAAGUGCACAUGCAUCGAGGGCCUCGAGCCUUCGACCAGCGCACCUUCGAGCGACUCGAGUGACUCGAGCGGUGGGGGCGAAGUCCCCGCCGCUGGAUGCUCGUCAGGAGCAGGCGCGAGCGCAGCGCUCGGUGGCACCGCCGGUCCACCGCUCUUCGCGCUGCUCGGUUUGCUGCUCGUUCGCGUCCGCCGCCGACGUGAAGACUGA
Molecule: messenger RNA, 3678 nt
Organism: Ostreobium quekettii
Lineage: Eukaryota; Viridiplantae; Chlorophyta; Ulvophyceae; Bryopsidales; Ostreobiaceae
Source: the annotation of a GenBank genome assembly